This is a messenger RNA of Theileria parva strain Muguga, 666 nucleotides long. RefSeq lists its product as uncharacterized. Lineage: Eukaryota; Apicomplexa; Aconoidasida; Piroplasmida; Theileriidae. The coding region runs from base 1 to 666 and encodes 221 amino acids. The transcript is spliced from 5 exons. The record is from RefSeq and is a predicted model, not a curated record.
AUGUUGAGGUUUAGGGUAUUAUAUAGAAAGUUUAGAAGGCUAAAGUAUCUUUCUAAACUAGUCAAAAAGCCUGAUGUUAUCGCAAAAUUAGAUGAAUUUUGGGGAAUUCCUCCAAAUUAUAAAGGCGCUAAAAAAUGCAAAAAACGUAAAAAAAUAACCCUAAAUAAUGAUCAAAAAGAUGAUAAAAACAAUGUUUUAAAUUAUUUUGAUAAAAAAACUGUGGAAUCCGCUGAGGAGGUUACUAUAAAGGAGGAAUCAAAGCCAGAGUUAAAACAGCAUGAAUCUGAGCUUGAUUAUGAAUACGUAAAUGAGAAGGAAUUUUUUAAAGAAUCCGUAAAUGACUUAAGAAAACUAAUUUAUCCACAUCUGGAUCCUAUUUCUAAGAGGCAUUUUGACGAAGUAAAACUCACAGCCCUUGGCGGAAAAGUAUCGCAUAACCGCAAGAUGCCUUAUAAGGAGUUCCUUCAAAGGCAAAAGGCUCUUAAAAAACACCUUGAGAAAAGGAAAAAAUUGGAGAUUGAACUGGGUGUUAAGUUAGGACUUGAUACAAAGGGAGGUUUUCGGCAAGCUCAGUUACAAAAAAGGAGGAUAUUGAGUCAAAAAAGGAAAAAUAAACCACUUUUCGCAACUAAUGAUAAAACUGGUUUCUAUCACAUUAAACUUUAA